This is a messenger RNA of Acanthaster planci (crown-of-thorns starfish), 6578 nucleotides long. Its product is annotated as neural cell adhesion molecule 1-like. The record is from RefSeq and is a predicted model, not a curated record. NCBI's taxonomy places the organism in Eukaryota, Metazoa, Echinodermata, Asteroidea, Valvatida, Acanthasteridae. Gene Ontology annotation, molecular function: axon guidance receptor activity; protein binding. Gene Ontology annotation, cellular component: plasma membrane; neuronal cell body; axon. Gene Ontology annotation, biological process: homophilic cell-cell adhesion; synapse organization.
GUUUGUACGUAGCACAGUCGAGUCGAGUGGUGACUUUUUUGUACGCCGUGUUUCUGUAUAGAAUGAGGAAAUUUCAUUCAUUUUGAUCAGCUUUUGAUGUCGCAUCUUCCCCGAGAAACAUGUUAUCUUGGAAAUUAGUACUCCUAGCUUUAUAUGCCGUUGGAUUUUCAGAUGCUGCCUUGAAGAUCGAGCCCAUCUAUCCCACUUUUAAUGUUCCUGAAUAUGGAAGUGCCACCACGACGUGCACCAAUAUGGACCUGUUUGGCACCCAGCCAGAAUGGGUAGACCCCUACGGUCAAGUGGUCGGGCCAGCGGGUGGAGGUGGUUCUAACGACAAGCAGGUGAGUUUUCACACCAACCCUGACACGGGCCUGAAGUACACCAGGAUGCAUUUGAGCAACAUUCUGAAGGCUGCCAGCGGCGGGUACGUGUGCCGCGCCGACGGGGAAACCCAGAGCAUCAACAUCAAUGUCUACAUACCCGUGACUUUGGUUAACGAGGAUGCAGAGAAAAGCCAGUGGAUGACCUACCAUGAGUCGGGGAGUUUGUUGUGCACGAUGCGUGGAGAGGCCAACACUGUGGUGUCAUGGGACGGACCCAAUGGGCCCAUCACAGACGGAGGUCGUUACCUCAUCACAGACAUGUAUGGCUUGACCAUUGAUAAUGUCACACUGAAUGACGAGGGAUCUUACAACUGUCGAGGCUCUAUACCAGACAUUGGCGUGGCCACUGUGCUCACCAUCCAGGCAGACGUCUACAUGGUACCGAAGAUCAGGUAUCCCCCGAUCAACAAGAACGCCACAGAAGGGACGAGCGCCUUCUUCACCUGCGAGGCCAUCGGGGAGCCCCAGCCCGACUACACCUGGUAUGACGGCUCGGAGGCCCUGGAAGACCCCGCCAAGUACCUGAUUGAGGAGGACGGCAAACGCCUGACCAUCCUCAACUUGGAGAAGGAUGACCAGAAGCGCUACACCUGCCAGGUCUCCAACCCGGCGGGCUAUGAUCGGCGUGACGGCGUGCUGACGGUGGACAUCCCACCCACCCCCACCCGGGCCGUCACCCAAGAGAAGGACGAGCGGGAGAGUGUCACGUUCUUCUGCGACAUCAUGCGCGGGGACCGGGAGAAUCUGGCGCUGCAGUUCAAACGCUACGAGAAGUGGCUGCCCAUGGGAGUACAGGUGGACUCACGAAUCGUGAUACAGCAGGAGACAGGGACGGGCCCCGAUGCCGGCCAGCCAGGUAGCCUGUCCCUCACCAUUACUGACAUCCACCGAGGCGACGAAGGUGACUAUACCUGCUUUGCCCGCAAUAACGGUGGCUACGCCAUGUCGCAUCACUUCCUACAUGUCAGAUAUGCACCGGUGAUUAAUCUGGACUACAGCACCAAGAAGGUGUAUUCUUGGAUCGGUCACCAGCUGAAUCUCACCUGCCACUGGUAUGGCUACCCGGUGCCCAUCGUCUACUGGUUCGUCAACAGCCAACCCCUCGUCGGCACCAUCGGAGACGUUGCCGGGAACGCCACCAUUUAUGAUUUCAACAAUGGUUCCAGCUCUCUGUUUAUUGACACAAAAGACAGCGACUUUCGGCCGUACCAGUGUGACGGAAGAAAUAAGUUUGGACGUGUGAGACACCACAUACAGUUUGAGCGUGCCUAUCCCAUGAAGAGACCGACCAAUGUCCGAGCUAUCUCGGCCUCCUCGACUGCCAUCCAGAUCUCCUUUGACAACCCCGUCGAGGUUGGGGCAGAUUUCCCAGAGUACCUCAGGAUCCUGGGCUAUGUGAUUGGCUACAGCGAAUACCAACAGCCGACGGAGAUGUACGAGAUUAUCCAAAACAUGUGCGAGCCAACAGCGUUCCAGUGUGGACUCCUGUGCAUUGAGAAAGAACGGCGCUGCGACAACUUCAUGGAUUGCUUGGACAACAGCGACGAAGAAAACUGCAAUCCACAGGAGGACUGCCCCGGUGGUUUCAAGUGUCCAGUCCGUGAUGGCAACCUUAACCCUUGCCUACCUCUUGCCUAUGUCUGUGACCAGCAGGCGGACUGUGUCGAUGGUGCUGAUGAAUCUGAAGAGUCCUGUAGUGCCUACUAUCGGCCCAUAUUUUACGAUAUGAGGUUGAAAGGACUGGCUCCAGACCGCAUAUACCAGUUCCGAGUUGCCGUUAUGAAUGAGGUCGGUUGGGGAGAGUGGUCGUUCAACACAACGGAGCGCACACUCGAUUAUGGUCCACCCAGCGAGCCCAUGAUCUUCAAUCGUGAGCCUGAGAGAAACACCAUGUACGAAGUGGUCUGGUUGGAGCCCUAUGAUAACGGCGGUUCACCAAUCCUCUCCUACGAGCUCACUUACUCUCGGGUUGAGACAGCCGAUGCCAAAGAACACGGCCGAGACCCUUUGACAGUGCCCGCUAGCAAAGAGAGUGAAACUGCACCCGUCUUCCGCCACACCCUGACCAACCUGGAGCGAGGAACCUUCUACUUCCUGGAGCUGCGGGCCGUCAGCACCUGGGGCAAGAGCAGUCCGGGCACGCUGAACUUCCGCAUGCCGGGCGGCGCACCCAUCCCGCCCCCAUCCAAUGAGCCGCUUGGUCCUGGGCUACGGAUCGGCGACCUGCCCUUGGCGGCCUUCAUCGGCAUCGUGGUGGGCAGUUUCCUGGUCAUCUUGAUCCUGCUGGACUGCCUGUGCUACUGCACCAACAGCUGCGGCCUGACCAUGUGCAUCUGCGUGCACCUGUGCGGCAAGCAGUCGCCCGAGGCCAAGGAGGAGAUGGAAGCCGUUGAAUACAGCGCGGCCAUGUCAACAGCGGGUAACCGGAUGGCAAUGCAGCGAUUGAAGGAUUUUGAGACAGAAAGCCACGCCGUGUCCGACGGAGCCAGCCAGUACCAGAGCUUGCACACUAGUCGCUUGCCGGACGACCGCUGGAGAGUGCCGACGCAAGCCCCUUACGAAGCCGACAGAUUGUUGCAGGGUGAUCGCUCUAACGUUGAGAGGGUUCCAGCUACCUGGUCGCCUCCCUCCAAUAACUUCCAACUGCAGCAGGAGUUGGAUUCAAGGACACCCUCUGAGAUACACCUGCAGGAGCUGCAGAUGCGCAAGCUGGGACACUAUGACUACGACUACGAUUACGACGGGAGUGCCUACGGAAGUCGAUGCUGAAACACUUCUGGGGGGGAUAGGCAAAUCUAAGCAAAAGUGGAAAUUCGUCACGCUGUUACCAAUCCCUUUGUUAACGGUAAUUUUUAAACAGAAAGACAUUUUUUUGUGUAUGAAUCUCAAAUAAUGGUGAGGUCAGCAACAGCAUGAGCAAUUUCUACUUUUGCAUGGCUUUGCCCAAGUGCCUUCAUGUUGCAGGAGUAGUUUCAAUCGGCCAAUACAGUGACCAGAAUUUGGACUGCAGAAAAGCAGAACAAAGCCAAUGAACAUUGUGGGACUGACUGAAACUGUUUGAGGACUUUUCUAGUGCACAGACAGGUCUAGCAGGUAUUUUUAAUACGAGUAUUUUUAUCGUACUUGUGUGAAUGGUCAGAUAUUUCACCCAGAAUCAUGAUCUAUACAGAGUAAUGGCACUGAUAAUUACAUCCGUCGUUUCAGCCUUCUUCCAUCAAAGAUUUUGAUUAUUGUUUACGAGAAAUCAUUCACGUGAUAUUGGAAUCAAAUCAUCCACUGAGGCAGGUAUUGCCUCCAUGAUACAUGUCCGCCAUGCCCAUUUAUCAAAAAAACUGGUGCAAGAAACUAAGCUCAAUGUUUAACCCUGACAGUUCUCGGUCCUCAGAUUUUUUUAAAUUAUGAAUUUAGAUACACCCUAGGGGGUUAAGGUCACAUGUUAUUCAUAUACAUGUGCAUGCAGUCUCUUCACCUAACGUUUGGACUGUAGCCAGAGGCUCCGAGCCAGUGACUAGCAGUUACAGUCAUUUUCCCUUGGAUACCUUUGUUAAAUGCAGCCACAGCCAAGCACUUACGACACGGCUUUAUAUCUCAUCAUGUCUUCCAGUCAUUUAAUUAAUAACUGAAUUUGCAAGCAGCCCCUGCCUGGAAAUGGUGUCCGAAAGAUCUGGCAUCAUUAAAGAUGCGUGUCCGUUGAAGCCACUGAAGCCCUUGUCAUAUACACGCAUGCUUUGCCUAGCCAUAGCCAGUGUUUCUGGAACAGCCUGGUUUUUGUCUACAGUUGGUAAGAAAGUCGCCUGAUUCAAAACUGUUCCUGCUGGCAUAAAUUAGCCAUGCAUUAGCCGUUUAAUUGGAUGGGGCUCAAGCAUCCGUGGUGAGGGAGAGACCUGGAUGGAACGAUGGGGCAAGGGAGAGAGGGGAGGAAAUUAUCAAGGUAAAGUACUACUCAGAAAUAAGAUUCCAAUUGUAAUUGUCAAGUAAUCAUGGUUUAGAUUGCUGUUUUUAAGGAUGAAUUGUUAUAUACGUACUGUAAAUGUAUUCCUACUUUAUGCGUUUGCCAGCCACAUUCUUUAUGUAUAUAUUUUGCAAAGUGUUGAUAAUUUAAAGGGAAAUUUCCAAGUCUGUUAGUAUUCAGGUUUAGAAGAGAUCUGAUUUUGCAGUUAUAGCGACAGUACAUAAAAGAAACCGAGUACUGAAACAUUUCAAUUGAGAAAGAUUGGUGGUGGUGUGUUUGGAUUUGAAUUCAAACAAACACAAGGUGUGUUAAUAAGCCCAGUGUCUUAGGAUGUGUAGCUAGGAGCUGUCCAUGUUAAUUAAUGCAUUGCACAAGGUUGAGGAUUGAGUUCACAAGUGGGGUAGAGAGUGAAAAUGGAGUGUGCAACAUUAGUCGUGAAAAAAGCUGGAUGCCGCUGGAGGUACAGGGGGAUGAAUUUGAAAAAGAAAAAAAAAGAAAAAACGGGAAGAAAUGCAAGCAAGUGAAAUUAAAGUGACGACUGGUUAUGAAACUCGACAAACCUGUUUGAAAACCAUCAAAUUUGACCCCCUUUCACUGCCUGUGGUUUAUCAGUUCGUUGCUGAUGAGAUAUGAGCGCUUUGCAACCCCCCCGACUCAAAACCUGGUGACGCUCUUGCAAAAAAUUCCAGUUACGUGCCCAGACUAUACCAAAGACGAGGGCCUCAGCACAAACACAGGCAGAUCUAGACAGGGACCCUUAUGAAAUUUUGCAUAUCUUCAAAAGAAUGAAUUCAAAGGAUAAGAGUUCGUUUUGGUUGAACCAGCUUCGUGAAUGUAUUUUGAAGGUGUGGAAACAGAAAUCGCUGAGGUAGCCUUGUGAAACAUCAUUCCUUCACCUUUUUAUGUCAGUUGUACAUGGCUUCACCUUUUUAACAUACUUUUUAAUAAACAAAUUUAGAUACUUGGUCUGUACAUAAUUGAUAUUUGAAUGCGGUUUUAUUAUUUUAGGGCAGUUGAAUGGACCGAUUGCACCUGUUAAGUCAGGUCACCUGUAGUUGGUAUUGAAUAUCCACAAACAUUGCCUGCUCCCGGAGCAAAGUGUUUCAUAAGUGUUAUUUACCAAAACUUAAAACCGGCGGUCGAUACUCAAACUACUGAUGUGCAGAGCACCAUACCAAAAUGACUUGAACUUGACGUUAUUCUUUUGGUAAAUGACACUUUCGAUGCAUGUUGCUGUGGAAGGACACCAUGUUUGUUGAUGUUUGAAACCCACAGGUCACAUGACUUAGCUGGCACAAUUGGUCUGUUAUGUGCUGCCAAAGUGUCAUUUAUUCUUGGGAAUAUGUGCUUAAAAUCAUACAGAAACGAAAUUUGUAUUCGAUUUUUAACAGUUGUGAAAAGGGGAAAAUGUUCAGUAAUGAUAUUGAUUCAAUAUGCCAAAGAUAUUCUUAAAUAAAAGUCAGGAUUCCAUUUUUAUAUUCGAGUGCUUUAGUGUACACUUUUGAAAUUCAAGCAGAGGUACACUUUAUCUAGAAAGUACAAGUCGUGCCCUCAAUUUCACGGCACUGCUGAUUGUUCUCGCAAAACCUAAAUUUGCCACGUUUUGUUAUUAAAGUGUUAGUUCCAUAAAGAGAAAUUGAAUUUGAUUGUUUAAAAAACUUACAUCUUUGAAAUGCUGCGGUAAAUGUCAAGAUGCCAAGAAAUAACCUUGGUUGUCAACACUUUUGAUUUUCUGAAAACAUAUAGUCGGGGCAAAAUAUGAGUUUAUUACUUUACAAUUUGAGUUGGUAAACUACCCUUUGCAUUGUGUUCAAGAAUCACGAGUACAUCAAUUUUGUUUAGUUUGUUCUUUUUCCUAUCUGGCAUCUCUUGUGAAAAGCCUGUAUUUCUUUUUCUCGUUUAAGUACUGUUUAGUGGUCCAUUGUUUAGCUUAAAAGCGUACAUAUUCGCAUGACUGAGAAACUGUUUGCUUACCACAUGUAGACGUUAUGGCAGUUUUUGGAGGUCAGCUUUACUACUGAUCUACACUACCUUGUAUUUUUAGCAAAAGAAUAGUAUUCAGAAAUUAUACAUUACUUUGUAUGACAGCACGUACACUCUUCAUUGUUUUCAGGAAAUUUAGAAAUUUUGUAAGCUAGGUUUCCCAUCUUUCAUGAUACAUGUAGGUCGCCGUUUCGUUUACUUUGUGAACAGUGUACAUGUACACUGUAACCUAUUGUAAUAAAACAGUGUGGUGAAUAUAA